Molecule: messenger RNA, 494 nt
Organism: Didymella exigua CBS 183.55
Lineage: Eukaryota; Fungi; Ascomycota; Dothideomycetes; Pleosporales; Didymellaceae
Exons: 1
Coding region: 124-378 (84 amino acids)
Source: RefSeq, a predicted model, not a curated record
AAGGAUGAAAGUCUGAAGCCAACAACUCACUCGAGACCUUCGUUGAGACCUGGAGGUCCUGAGUUAGGCGUUGAAAGACCGGAAGUUGGGGUGAAUCGUGCAGCUGCAGUCGUUAUAGUCGGCAUGUGUGGUGCAAGUGCAGACAGUACGUUGUGGUCAGCAGGACUGCUUGUCGUGAGCUCCGCCGAGAGUAUUGCAGCCAAAGUAGAUAUGCGCAUGAUGUCCGGAGGAGCCACGCCUCUGAUGAGCCGGUCUAUACCAGCGUGUUGGUCUCGAUAUAGCGAAGAUCCUGCUUUGACGAAGGUAACAGUUGUGCUCAAUGUUUCGGAGAUGCAAUCAAGCGACUGUUAUUCGUUACACAACUCGAUGUCAAGGUAGGUAUCGCUGGUGACAAUUCACGGACAAACGUAUACUCUCCGAGAAACGACAGACGAAAGAUGAUGCAGACCAAAAAGUAAACAAAGAGUGUGUCAAGUAGAGGUGACCGAGCUAAC